AUGGAGACAUGUGCUCGUGAUGAUUAUGGAAUCAUUAAUCAGGAUUUCUACACUGCUCUGGAUCUUAGUAAUAUUAACUGGAGAGACUGCACGCUACCCUGCCGUUUCAAAAAGAGUGGUGAAGCACAGGUGAUACAGUGGGUAAAGUGGGAAAAGAAUGUGCAUUCCUUCUAUGAAAAAAAAGACCAUCUAGAACAUCAGGACCAAGACUACAAGGGGAGGACAGCCCUGUUCAAAGAUCAGAUACACAGUGGAAAUGCAUCUCUCCUGUUAAGAGAGGUGAAUCUUCAAGAUAAAGGCACAUACACAUGCUACGCCAGAUACGACUCAGACGGUGAUAACAACUUUGUAGCAGUUACUGUGAAGGCUCCAGUCACAUCAGUGGAUAUCAAAGAAACAGAUGAUGAGGUUACAUGCAGCUCCAGUGGAGUGUAUCCAGCUCCAUCAGUCUCCUGGUUAACUGACCCCUCGUCAAGUCAAGACAUCUUGAAAGUGACCAAAAACAACUCAGUGGAUCAGCAGGGUUUGUACUCUGUGAAAAGUACACUCAAGAAAAUCCCUGGCAACUCCACUGCAUAUAUCUGCUCUGCUACUUCCGGUAGUCAGAAAUGGAUUGCCUCCUUGAGAAAUGAAGUGGAAAAGAACAUUAAUGAAACACAGACUCUGAGUAUCCAGUGCCCUGUCCAUCAGUCAGACUCACAGGACUUUUCCAUCACCUGGACCUUCAACUCCACAACUACCAUUGUGAUCUAUGACAGCCAAACACAGGAGCUAAAGAAGUCUGACCAGUGGAAGAAUGUAGUUAAAACUGUGACAGGAGAGGGGACUCUUCAACUUCAAAACCUCAGAAGCACUGAACACUCAGGAACAUACACCUGUGACAGGACAGCAGACAACAGCAGAGACAUAGUGCACACUUGUGUACACAUCACACCUUCUCAAGACAAAGACCAGCUAGAACAUCAGGACCAAGACUACAAGGGGAGGACAGCCCUGUUCAAAGAUCAGAUACACAGUGGAAAUGCAUCUCUCCUGUUAAGAGAGGUGAAUCUUCAAGAUAAAGGCACAUACACAUGCUACGCCAGAUACGACUCAGACGGCGAUAACAACUUUGUAGCAGUUACUGUGAAGGGUUGUCUGAAUAUACAUGUGCUCAUAAUGAUUAUGGAAUCAUUAAUCAGGAUUUCUACACUGCUCUGGAUCUUAGUAGUCUUAACUGAGGGAGACAUUCACAUUAACUGUAUCUACUCCGAAGGCUGCAUAUUGCCCUGUCACUUCAAAGAGAUUGUUGGUGGAGAGGUGCUUCAUUGGAUCAAAGAUCGCAAAACAAUACAUUCCUUCUAUGAAGGCCAAGACCAGCUAGGACAUCAGGACAAAGACUACGAGGGGAGGACAGCCCUGUUCAAAGAUCAGAUACACAGUGGCAAUGCAUCUCUCCUUAUAAAACCAGUGGAGCUUCAAGAUGACGGCAGAUACAAAUGCUACACCAGCAAUGACAAGGGCAACGAAGAGAGCUACGUUUUGGUUGCCGUGAAAGCUCCAGUCAAAUCACUGAAUAUCACAGAAACAGAUGAUGAAGUUAUGUGCACCUCUGGAGAAGUAUAUCCAGCUCCAACAGUCUCCUGGUCUACCGUUCCCUCUUCAGACCAGGAAAACUUGAAAAUGACCACUGAAAUUCCAGAGGAUCAGCAGGGUUUGUUCUCUGUGAAGAGUACACUCAAGAAAAUCCCAGAUAACUCCACCACCUAUAUCUGCUCCAUUACUUCCAGUGGUAUGUCACUAUAG
Chanos chanos (milkfish) is the source of this 1785-nucleotide messenger RNA. RefSeq lists its product as uncharacterized. Gene Ontology annotation, cellular component: external side of plasma membrane. Bases 1 to 1785 code for a protein of 594 amino acids. The record is from RefSeq and is a predicted model, not a curated record. NCBI's taxonomy places the organism in Eukaryota, Metazoa, Chordata, Actinopteri, Gonorynchiformes, Chanidae. The transcript is spliced from 10 exons. Gene Ontology annotation, biological process: immune response; positive regulation of T cell proliferation; negative regulation of T cell proliferation.